Messenger RNA from Episyrphus balteatus (marmalade hoverfly), 1419 nucleotides. RefSeq lists its product as uncharacterized. Lineage: Eukaryota; Metazoa; Arthropoda; Insecta; Diptera; Syrphidae. Bases 1 to 1419 code for a protein of 472 amino acids. The transcript has a single exon. The record is from RefSeq and is a predicted model, not a curated record.
AUGGCAUUUAAAUUUGUGACAAUCUGCGCAUUAUUUGCAAUUGCAAAUGCUGGUGGACUUCUACAUCCAGUGACCUACACUCAAGUCCAUAAUAUAGCAGCAGAUGAUGCUCAUCAUCAACCACAAUAUUCUCACGUACCUGAAGGAUCACAUAUUCACUAUGUCCCAGCUUAUGCCAAGGCAGUCCACAUUGCAGCUCCAGUUCAUUCCGGUCCAGUUUAUGCCGCCCCAGCUUAUACCCAUGUGACAUAUGGAGCUAAUUCAUAUGCCAGAAGUUUGGAAUUCAAUGAAGGACAAUCAUCAACACCUUCUUCGCAUUCUUCUGAAGAAACAACAACAACUACCGAACCAACAACGACUGAAUCAACUACAACCGAAGCUGAAAGUGCAGAAGAGGCAACUCAUGCACCAAGAUCGUCGGAACCUGAACCAACUCAAGCUGCAUACCAACACGAACCUGCAACUUCUCCUGGUUACAGAUAUGAUGCUCCAAGUGCUUCUUCACCAUCUUCUUCUGCCAACACUCACUCUUCUUCGGGUUUGCCAACUUUCUACAAGACUUCCCUUCACCAUGCAGCAGGACAUCAUGUUGCAGCGCCAUCUUUUGUCAAAUAUGAAGUUCCAGCUCAAACUGUUGUAAAAUAUGCUGCUCCAACACACUUUGCUGCCGCUGGUCCUCAUCAAACUCUUGUACACUACUCUGCCCCAGUUCAGACCGUUUACCACAAAACUGUUGCUCCACAAACUGUUCAUGUGAAAUACGCUAGCCCUGAACCAGCAGUCUACACAUCUUUCGGAGAACAUCCUCCAGCUGUCUAUAGCCAUCACUCUGCUCCUGUUCACCAUACCUAUUCUGUCCAACAACCAAGCCUUAUCAAAUAUACAGCUCCAGUUCAGGCACCAGGACAAGUGACUUACGUUCAACCAGCUCCAGCUGUCUACACGAAAUAUGGCGCCACAGAGUCAACUUCUCAUGCCAGCCAUGUUGCACCAGCACCAACUGCCUACAUUAAAUACGGUUCGUCAGCUCCAAUCACUCACACCACCUACGUUGCUCCCCAACACCAUGUUGAGGCUUCUUCCACUAAAUUGAUUAAAUAUGACGGUCCAGCUGCAUUCAAUAACCAAUACGAAUCUUCAACUCACAGCCAAUCACAACCAUCAUCGAACGAAGAAAACAAGGACACCGUUGAAGUUGAAAGUCCAGAAAGUACAACACCUUCACACCAAGCUUCAAGGGCUUACCUUCCACCAGCAACUCAUUUGGUUUCACAAACUUAUCUUCCAGCUGAACAUCAGUACAACAGUCAUCAGGAAUCUGCUAGGAGCCAACAAUCGAACGAACACAAUUUGUGGUCGACAGAUGGCGCUGCUUCUCAUGUCAGUUUCAAAGGAUUUGGAACUUCUUUUGCUUACUAA